Daphnia carinata is the source of this 956-nucleotide messenger RNA. RefSeq lists its product as uncharacterized. The record is from RefSeq and is a predicted model, not a curated record. Lineage: Eukaryota; Metazoa; Arthropoda; Branchiopoda; Diplostraca; Daphniidae. The transcript is spliced from 4 exons. The coding region runs from base 5 to 949 and encodes 314 amino acids.
GGCCAUGAAACAGUCGUUCAGUUUUUAUCGUCUAGUUCAUUUCACUGAGAUUGCCACACUAACCAGUCUGUUGUUAGUUGCGCUAAUUCUAUUCACGCUCCUUCAUCCGCGCAAUACUAUUGGCAGCCAUUCGUGUUUGUCGUUUAUUUCGACUUGCGGAUGCCAAACAGAUGAGAGAGGUCCCAAUCAGAAUGUCAUUUCCUUUUCACUUUUCGGCAACUUAUCCGAGCCGUCUCUUUCCGUCCGGUACGUCCAACCGUUAAAAGCCCUAACGGCUAACAUUAGUCGCAUUUAUCCAGACUGGAUCGUCCGGAUUUACCACAAUUUUUCAAAGGAGAGUGGAGAAGAUUGGUUGUUAAGAAAAAUGCUGGACAAUCCGGCAAACGUCGAUUUAUGCGACAGUGAUGACGUCCUCCGUUUCCAUCAAAUCCAGCAUAACGUAUUCCCUAUGAUUUGGCGCUUCCUUCCAUUACUGGACCCGUUGGUGGAUCGAUUCAUGUCACGCGAUACGGAUGCGGAGUUGAUAAGUAGAGAAACGGACGCCGUUCGUGAAUGGCUCGCAAGUGGCGCAACGUUUCACGCAAUGAGAGACCAUCCGUGGCAUUGCAGCAUGGAAAUGCUCGGAGGACUUUGGGGAGCUAAAGUCCAGCAAAGACGUGACGACAUCAGCCGGGCCAUCGUGAAACUUUUCAACAGACGAAUGCCGUUUUUUCACGGUGUCGAUCAAUUGCUACUUAAAUUUUACCUUUGGCCUUUAGCUAUUAAGGAUUCGGUGAUUCACGACAGUCAUUGCUGUGAAUUAUUCCCGUCUUCUCGGCCGUUUCCGUCUAAACGACAGGAGUCCUCGUUGUUUGUUGGCUCCGUUUAUUCUAAUCAAAGUGUUCCAUCUCCUGGAAUUUGCCCGAUUAAAUGCCGGCCUGAAGGGCAUCCAGAUUGGACUGAAUGCUGACUGCUGC